AUGGCGGAGCGCGUUCAGCAGCCCCCAGCUAAACGGCUCUGCUGCCGACCCGGGUACGGAACGGCGUGCAGGCAGGGGCAGCGGCCCGGCGGGACGGUAUGCGGCGGGGGCGCCAGUGGAGCCUCGGGCUCCGGUCAAGGAGGACCGAGCAGGACGCACAGUCCGGAGUCACUGUUGGACAUUGCGGCGAGACGAGUGGCCGAGAAGUGGCCGUUCCAGCGGGUGGAGGAGCGCUUCGAGCGCAUCCCGGAGCCCGUGCAGCGGCGGAUCGUGUACUGGUCUUUUCCACGGAGCGAGCGCGAGAUCUGCAUGUAUUCAUCGUUCAACACGGGCGCGGAGGAGAGUGCGGCCACCGCCGCCGAGGGCAGCGACGAGACCCGGCUGCCCUUCCGACGGGGCAUAGCGCUGCUGGAGAGUGGCUGCGUGGACAACGUGCUGCAAGUCGGCUUUCAUCUCAGCGGGACAGUAACAGAGCCAGCCACGCCAUCUGAGCCAGAGGUGGUGUGUAGUGUGGCCAUCAGCUUCGACCGUUGCAAGAUCACCUCUGUGACGUGCGGCUGUGGCAACAAGGACAUCUUCUACUGUGCCCAUGUGGUGGCACUUUCUUUGUACCGUGUACGGCGGCCCGAACAGGUCAAACUGCAUCUACCCAUAUCAGAGACACUCUUCCAAAUGAACCGUGACCAGCUGCAGAAGUUCGUACAGUACCUCAUCACCGUUCACCACACAGAGGUGCUGCCCACAGCCCAGAAACUGGCUGACGAAAUCCUGUCACAGAACUCCGAGAUCAAUCAAGUACAUGGGGCACCAGACCCCACGGCAGGGGCCAGUGUAGACGAUGAGAACUGCUGGCAUCUGGACGAGGAGCAAGUCCAGGAGCAGGUCAAACUCUUUCUGUCGCAGGGGGGCUACCACGGCUCGGGGAAGCAGCUCAACCUCCUCUUCUCCAAGGUUCGGGAGAUGCUAAAGAUGCGGGACUCGAAUGGGGCACGCAUGCUGACACUGAUCACAGAGCAGUUCAUGGCUGACCCACGGCUUGCUCUGUGGAGGCAGCAGGGCACCACCAUGACGGACAAAUACCGUCAGCUCUGGGAUGAACUGGGUGCCUUGUGGAUGUGCAUUGUGCUGAAUCCUCACUGCAAGGCCGAACAGAAGGCUGCCUGGCUCCGGCAGCUCAAGAAGUGGAACGGCGUGGACGUGUGCCCCUGGGAGGAUGGUAACCACGGCAACGAGCUGCCCAAUUUAACCAACGCUUUGCCUCAGGGUGCACACGGCAACCAAGAUUCAGGCACCCGGCCACACCGGACAGUGUUCACACGAGCCAUCGAGGCGUGCGAUCUCCACUGGCAGGACAGCCACUUGCAGCACAUUAUCAGCGACGACCUCUAUACCAACUACUGUUACCAUGACAACACUGAAAAUUCGCUCUUUGACUCCCGCGGUUGGCCCUUGUGGCACGAGCACGUCCCAACAGCCUGUGCCAGGGUAGAUGCACUGAGGUCCCAUGGUUACCCACGGGAGGCACUGCGACUGGCCAUCGCCAUUGUCAACACCCUGCGCCGGCAGCAGCAGAAACAGCUGGAGCUCUUCCGGAACCACAAGAAAGACCUGCUUCAUAAAGGGAUGACCUCCAUUACAAAUCUGGAGGGAUGGGUGGGUCACCCAUUGGACCCCAUUGGGACGCUCUUCAGCACCCUCAUGGAGACUGGGCGGAGCGAUGAGGAGAGCUCACAGGGUGGCUUCCUGGACUUCUCAGGCAUGAUGAGCUCCAGUAAGCAUGCAGAUCUGCACCUGUUCCCCUCGGCGCGGCGCUUUCUGGAGGAGGGCGAGUCCUACCUGGCCCUGGCGGUGGAGACGGCUCUGAUGGGGUUGGGUCAGCAGAGGAUCAUGCCUGACGGCCUGUACGCCCAGGAGAAGGUCUGCCGCAACGAGGAGCACCUCAUCGCCAAGCUGCAGGAGGUGGAGCUGGAUGACUCGCUCAUCAAAAUCUUCCGCAAGCAAGCUGUCUUCCUGUUAGAGGGUGGGCCCUACAGUGGUUUGGGGGAAAUCAUCUACAGAGAGAGUGUUCCAAUGCACACAUUUGCCAAGUAUCUCUUCACCUCCCUCCUACCUCAUGAUGCCGAACUGGCAUAUAAAAUUGCACUGAGAGCAAUGCGAUUACCAGUGUUGGAAUCCACCGCUCCUUCCGGUGACAUGUCCCGGCCUCACCAUAUAGUAUCCGUUGUUCCUAACCGCUACCCACGAUGGUUCACCCUCAGCCACAUCGAGUCCCAACAGUGUGAGCUGGCGUCCACCAUGCUCACUGCAGCCAAAGGUGAUGCUCGAAAGUUGGAAACAGUAUUAGAGUCCAUCCAGAAGAACAUACACUCGUCCUCUCAUAUCUUUAAACUAGCGCAGGAUGCCUUUAAAAUAGCCACACUCAUGGACAGCCUGCCUGACAUCACUCUGCUGAAAGUGUCCCUGGAGCUGGGCCUUCAGGUUAUGCGAAUGACGCUUUCAACACUGAACUGGCGAAGACGAGAGAUGGUACGAUGGUUAGUCACUUGUGCCACAGAAGUGGGAGUCUACGCACUGGAUAGCAUCAUGCAGAGCUGGUUUACCCUCUUCACACCCACUGAGGCCACCAGCAUUGUGGCUACCACAGUCAUGUCCAACAGCACCAUCGUCCGGCUGCACCUGGACUGCCACCAGCAGGAGAACCUGGCCAACAGUGCACGGACAUUGGCACUGCAGUGUGCAAUGAAGGACCCACAGAACUGCGCCCUCUCAGCCCUCACCCUCUGUGAGAAGGACCACAUUGCCUUUGAGACGGCCUACCAGAUCGUGUUGGAUGCCGCCACCACAGGCAUGAGCUACACGCAGCUGUUCACCAUCGCACGCUACAUGGAGCACCGUGGCUACCCCAUGCGGGCCUACAAACUGGCCACCCUGGCCAUGGCCCACCUCAACCUCAGCUACAACCAGGACACGCACCCAGCUAUCAACGACGUGCUUUGGGCGUGCGCGCUCAGCCACUCCCUGGGCAAAAACGAGCUGGCCGCCAUCAUACCCCUAGUGGUCAAAAGUGUGAAGUGCGCCACCGUGCUUUCUGACAUUUUGCGGCGGUGCACGCUGACCACGCCUGGCAUGGUGGCGCUCCACAGCCGCAGGAACUCUGGGAAGUUGAUGUCAUUGGACAAAGCCCCACUAAGACAGCUCCUGGAUGCCACAAUCGGGGCGUACAUCAACACCACACACUCGCGGCUAACUCACAUCAGCCCGCGCCACUACAGCGAGUUCAUCGAGUUCCUGAGCAAAGCCCGAGAGACGUUCCUCAUGGCACACGACGGACACAUCCAAUUUACACAGUUCAUAGACAACCUAAAACAGAUAUACAAAGGCAAAAAGAAACUGAUGAUGCUCGUGCGAGAGAGGUUCGGUUAAGCCGUAAAUCUCCUUUUUUUCUCCUUUUACUUGAGUCUGCCUUUGUAUCCUUUCUAAAUUAAAGCAACGAGGAAAAAAAUAGGGGGGGAAAAAACAGAAAAUGAUACAACAAAAAAAAAACAGUAAGAGCCACACCGGUAUUAUGUGUAUAGACUUAUUUAGUUUGCGAAAAAGGAAAAAAAAUGUCAUGUUGUGGAAGUUUUAUGUGUUUCCCUUUAUUUGUAUGGAAGUGCGUGAGAGCGAUAAGAGGGGGAAAAAAGAAAAAAUCUUUUUUUUUUUUUUUUUUUUGGUUUACACUGAGUAUAUGUUGUCCAGUGGCAAAAGCCCACAUAGCACUCCAGAUAUCUGUCAACAUUCACAGCCUCAAAGAGAAGAAAAAUGGCUUUAAACCAAACAGAGCACCUCCAUCCUAAGUGACAAGUACCUCGUAUGGCUCCAGCUUUACUCCUUCCUAAUCCAUUCACACGUUAUCAGUGUACUAAAGAAGUGUUGGAUACGAAGAAAAACAACUAAAAAAACCAGUUUGGGACAUGUAGUAAUUUUUUUUUCCUUUCUUUUUCCUUUCUCUUCUGUUUCUACCAGGCUAAUUACGUGGCUUUGCAGUGCUGUUCAUCCAGAAGCAUGUCACAUAAUAUACAGAUGCUCACAGAUACACCUAGAAAAAAACCCAUUGUGCUUGCGCUUGUGGAAACUUUAGCGACUGUCGACAUACAUUCUCAGGGAUUUCUCAAGAAAAAAAAAGAAAAAAAAAAGAAAAUGAUCAUGAAAAAAAGAAUGAGAGCAUUUUAUUGUACUGUAUAUAUGAUAGUAUAUGUCUGAAUAUUGAAAAAAAUGUAUACGUUAACUAAUUUAUAAAAGAAUAUUCUAUGUAAUGCAAAAUACUUGAAGCUGCAGUACCUUGGUUUAAAAAAAAAAAAGAAGGAAAAAACAUAUCAGAGGGACUAAAAGUGCGCCUUGCUUCAGGGGGCUGGAAUUGGACAGUGGACUUUUGUACGCUGGGUACCUAUGCAGAGUCACCUUAGCCGACUGCAUGAUCCAACUGCUAUAUCGGGGUAAAAAAAAUACACGAACGGGGGUUUGUGUUUUGUAUGUAUAUACAAAAUGUAUGUAUCCAGUGUACACCCAACUGUACAGGGCACCAGUGAAUAUAGAGCAGCGGAAAAAACAGUAGUAUCCAGUUGCCGCCCUACAGACCAAGCCAUCCUGUAGCGAAGCCUCAGUUUGGCCAGAAAAAGACCCAGCUGGUGCGAAUGUUAGCCAGUUAGUUAUCUAGCUGAAGUGUUGGUGAGGUAGCUAAAUCAUUAAUAUUGGGUACAGUGGAUAAGGUUAGGGCUAUGGUUACUUCCCCAACCUAGCUAGCUAACACACAGAAAGAGUGGUUUUAAGUUAUUCAUCUUUAUGUAACUAUGUACCUGGACCAAACCUAAUCUUAAAUAAUCUAUCCUCACCAGCACUUUAGCUAGCUAGCUAAUUUAACUGUUGAUUAAAGUGUUGAGGUAACUCCCAUUAACGCUGAGUAAAAUGGUUAAGGUUAGGGCUGUGGUUAGUUACCUGCCUAACCAGGUUAGCUACUGUAAAUUCUUCCCUCAAAAUGAAAGGGUUAGGAUGAAAGAUAGGGAUAGCUACACUGUCUAGUGUUUUUUUUUUUUUUUUUUAAGUUAUUCAGCUUUAUGUAACUAUGUUCCUGGAGCAAACCUCCAGGAACAUAGUUUUUUAGUGCUAACAUACCUUUAUCUAAUGGUGUUGUGAACUAUCUCGCUAGCUAGCUAACUGAAGUGUUGAUUAAAGUGUUGGUGAGGUAGUUCACAUUAACGCUGAGUAAGAUUGGUACUGUUAGGACUAUGGUUAGUUACUUCCUUCACUUAGCUACUGUAAAUUGAAUGUGGCUAGCUUACUGAGGAGUCUGAAACAGUUUAUUAGUGUUAACAAAAGUUUGCCAGUACUUACCUAGCUAGCUAACUUGAGUAGCUCGCUAGCUAAUGGGCUAAUUUCCACCCAAGCCGAGCACUUGCCCAGCCAGGGGCUUCGUCUGCAGGGCAGCAGCUAGAUGUCACUCCAAAAAACCAGAGCAGCAAGCCUUAGCAUUAAGAGAUAGGGGAAUGCAACAAAUCGCAGGCCCGUGUGCCUCAAAAGCGCCUAGAAAUGUAGAUCCAAGCAGAAACCGAAACUUUUAGUAAAUUAACGUUCCGAGCAAACACACACACUCGCGCGCGCAGUAAUAUCGGCCUGACCACAUUCACGUCUCUUUCCACGACGAUCGAGUCACGAAGAAGCUCCAUUUGUUUUUGUUUUUUAUGCACAAUAACAUGUACACAUGCCUAUUCUGCUGAUAUCUUGACUUUGUGCAGGACAGAAAGUUGCUGUGUAGGUCUGACUGUUCCACAUUUUUUUAAUGCUUUUUUUUUUUUCCAUUUUCAUUUUGUUCCUCUAGAAUUCCUCAAACAAGAACAGCCUUCUUUCUUGCCUUGUCUUAACGCUUUAAAAUAACCAAACUGGAGUUCUAACUUACCAAACCUUGUUCAUUAAAAUGAAAGCCAACCAACUUUGGUUACAACUUUUAGUGUCUUUUCUUUUUUUUUCCUUUUUCUUUUUUCUUUUAUAGCUGAUGGUUCUGUACCUUGUGCUUUAAAAAGCAGUUUUCCUAUGUUUUUUGGUGCAAAGCGUUGUCGAGUGUCUCCUGUCCCCUUCCUUAGAGGUAUGUCUGUAGCUCUUUUUUUUGUUUGUUUGUUUGUUUGUUUGUUUAGAAACAGAAAUACCAUGUUCUCCAUUUUAUUUAUUAUAAAAGGUAAACGAUUGUACUUCAUCACCCGUGUCAACAUGCUCAUGAAGUUGAAUUUAAGAUUUGAUACACCGAUAUCAAUUUAUUUAUGUAACUAAAUCACUGUUUUAUAAACUUGUUAAUGAUUCAACAUUUUUUUUUGUUUUAAUUAAAAUUAGUUUUUUGAGAGGAA
This is a messenger RNA of Pygocentrus nattereri (red-bellied piranha), 6374 nucleotides long. It is a transcript of the gene zswim6, whose product is annotated as zinc finger, SWIM-type containing 6. The transcript is spliced from 14 exons. The record is from RefSeq and is a predicted model, not a curated record. Gene Ontology annotation, cellular component: Cul2-RING ubiquitin ligase complex. Bases 1 to 3423 code for a protein of 1140 amino acids. Lineage: Eukaryota; Metazoa; Chordata; Actinopteri; Characiformes; Serrasalmidae.